Lactuca saligna is the source of this 712-nucleotide messenger RNA. The record is from the annotation of a GenBank genome assembly. Lineage: Eukaryota; Viridiplantae; Streptophyta; Magnoliopsida; Asterales; Asteraceae.
AUGUCAUCUCUUCCUUCCCCUUUCGCUAUACACAUAUUGAGAGCUACAGAAACUUCUAGUAGAGUACAAUGGUUCAAAACAUUUUCCUCAAUUCUUGAUGGUGAAAAUGGUCUAGAAGCAGCUUUUCGCAUACCCUUAGGAGUUGUUGGAUAUUACAGUUGCCAAAUUUACCCCUGUGAAUAUAGAUGUUUACUAUGUAUUGAAUCAGGUGUACGCAUGUUGCCAGCUGGAAGCGGUAUGGGUGUUAUGUGUGGGAUGACUAGAGGCAUCAAGAUGGCAAGACCCCCCUCUUCCUCCAUCAUGAAUUCCACCACUGGUUUGUUGACUUCCAGUACACCAACACCAACACCUGCUCAAGGAAACUCCAUGUUGAGAUCACGUGAGGCUAUGCAUAUGAUUCGGUGUAAGGAAUUGAAUCGUUCAUUCCCCACAAACAAGUUCAGCAAGAUACCUCCCUGGACCAGAUGACAUGUCAGUUUUGGACAUUGCAUACACAAUCUACACAAAGUUUGAAGAAUGUCGAAGUGUAAUGUCCUCAAUAUAUAAGGCAUUUACUUCUCAUUUGGAUCGAAGUUACAUUGGAAAUCGUAUUCAAUCAUGGAUCUUCCAAGUCUAGUUGUAGGUAUAUGUUUUUCUUAAUGAAGAAUGUAAUCAUAUGUAUGAAUAUGAAAUAAAGUUUGUUAUUUAGUAUUUAAUAAUCAUGUAUAGGGAG